This is a messenger RNA of Ornithorhynchus anatinus (platypus), 2985 nucleotides long. RefSeq names its product rhotekin 2 (gene RTKN2). The record is from RefSeq and is a predicted model, not a curated record. The transcript is spliced from 12 exons. NCBI's taxonomy places the organism in Eukaryota, Metazoa, Chordata, Mammalia, Monotremata, Ornithorhynchidae. Gene Ontology annotation, biological process: positive regulation of cell population proliferation; signal transduction; hemopoiesis. Bases 16 to 1854 code for a protein of 612 amino acids.
GGACGGCGCCGGGCGAUGGAGCGGCGGAGUCCCGAGGGUCCCGAGCGGCCGGAGAGCGGCUUUCGAGGAAAAAUUGACUUUGAAACGCGGAUGAGAGAAGGAAUAUGCAAACUCCUUUCGUUAAGUACUCAGAAAGACCAAGUCCUACAUGCGGUUAAAAACCUGAUGGUGUGCAAUGCUCGCAUAAUGGCUUACACAUCGGAGCUACAAAAACUAGAAGAGCAGAAUGUGGACAGAAUAGAAAGAUGCCGAGCGGAUUUUGAAACUAAGGAACGAAAAGCAUGUAGAGGAAAGAUUGCGUUAUCAGAUAUUCGAAUACCUCUAAUGUGGAAAGAUUCUGAUCACUUCAGCAAUAAAGAAAGAUCUCAGCGUUAUGCUGUUUUUUGCUUAUUCAAAAUGGGAGCCGAGGUUUUUGACACAGACAUGGUGAUUGUGGACAAAGCCAUUACUGAUAUAUGUUUUGAAAAUGUCACAAUAUUUAAUGAAGCCGGGCCAGACUUUGAAGUCAAAUUGGAGGUGUACAGUUGCUGUACAGAAGACCCGUCUAUAACAAACACUUCCAAAAAGCUAGCCAAGAAAUUCAAAACAUCCAUCAGUAAAACAACAGGGAAAAAAUUAAAUCUGGUGCUACAAGGAGAUGCCCUUGAUUCAUGUUUUCUCUCUAACCCAGCUAUAGCCGGUGCAAAGUAUCAUUUGCUGGCACAUACUACUUUGACAUUGGAAAGCACUGAAGACAGCUUCAGGACACACAGUCUUGCUAUUACUGGAAAUGAGGAAUCUUCAUUUUGGCUUCCCUUGUAUGGCAACAUGUGCUGCCGAUUAGUUGCUCAGCCAGCUUGCAUGGCUGAGGAUGUGUUCAAAGGAUUUCUUAACCAGCAGCAAACUGUGGGAAGCCUGAUUAGCUGGAAGAGGUUAUACUGUGUACUGAGAGGUGGGAAACUCUCUUGUUAUUACACUCCAGAAGAAAUUGAAGCUAAAGUGGAACCAGCUUUGGUAGUUUCCAUUAACAAGGAAACCAGAAUCCGGGCAAUGGAUAAAGAUGCCAAGAAAAGGACUAAUAACUUUUCUGUUAUCAACCCGUUGGCUGGACAGGCUGCAACUCAAGUUUUUGCAGCUGACGAUCGAGAAGAACUUCAGAAGUGGAUGGAAGCAUUUUGGCAGCAUUUCUUUGAUCUUAGCCAGUGGAAACAUUGCUGUGAAGAACUUAUGAAAAUUGAGAUUAUGUCACCACGGAAACCACCUUUGUUCUUAACAAAAGAGGCGACCUCAGUCUACCAUGAUAUGAGCAUCGACUCUCCACUGAAACUCGAGAGCUUAACGGACAUAAUACAGAAGAAAAUCGAAGAGACUAAUGGGCAGUUCCUCAUUGGUCAACAGGAAGAGUCAGCAACUCCUCCAUGGGCUGCACUGUUUGAUGGCACCCAUGAAAAGAUCAUCCGGAAACAUGGGGUCAUGGUCAGUGCGAGCGAGACGCCAAACCCUAGCGAUGGGAAAGGCAAGAAGCGGCGAGCUCCUCUUCCCCCUCCCGAUAAGUCUCCAUCCAUCCUGAAAGCCCAGACAAGUCCCGAUAGAUUUGACAAGGAAAAUUUCUGGGAAAAAGCAGGUGUCGCAUAUAGGACCUCAUCUUUAGAUUCCAAAUUAUCCUCCUUGAGGCACCAGUUUCAGAAACCCAUCGCUGCCCCUCGAAAACUAUUUACUAGCAAGAAAGGCAGCUUUGGUGACAGUGAAAACAUGAUGACUUCUGGUACUGGAAUCACUAAAGCAGAUUCAGAAGCCAAGCCAGUGCCAGCUCCUAGGCAGAAAACUCUCAAAGGUAUACUGGACCCUAGGUCCUGGCUGCAGUCACAGGUGUAAUACUUUGUAUUCUUAAAGCCUAUCAGGCAUUUGGCUUCACCGACAUGUAAACAGUAGCACCUUGAAGAGUUCAACAUCUAGGGUAUUGGAAGCAGAAUGUACAUAUUUGUAGUAGUUAAAUCUUGGUACUAAGUAGUAUUGACUUGUAUCCACAACUGGAAGAAAAUUGGAAUUCUACAGUUGGAAAAAUCUGAUUUCUAUUUUAGAAUCCAAGGGUACAAGUCAUUUCCCAAGCACAGUGGAUAAAAGAGUAUUUGAGCCAGAUUCUGAAAAUACCCUCUGAGGGGGCCAACUUUUCAUUUUGAGCUUGGGGGCGAACUUGUAGGCAGAGCUUUGAGGGAACAAGGGAGAAAGAAUGGAAGGAGAGAGAAUGAGGGGUGGGAAGAAGAAACAACAGGUGCAACCUGCCAUCUUUUAAUUGAUUGAUUCAUUCGAUCAUAUUUAUUAAGCGCUUACUGUGUGCAGAGUACUGUACUAAGUGCUUGGGAAAGUACAAUACAGCAAUAAAGAGUGACAAUCCCUGCCCACAACGAGCUCACAGUAUGGGGUGGGGGAGACAAAUAUCAAUUCAAAUAAAUGGACAUCAAUAUAAAUAAAUAAAAUUGCAGAUAUAUACAUAAGUGCACCUUCUUUUGCCACACCUGUUCCCCUAGCUCGAGCAGCUCCAAACCCUGGAGAUGAACACCCAAAGCUGCCCUCACUCUUUACCCACAUGCCCCACAGGGCUACACAAGCCCCGUCGCUUGUAGUCGGGGUACUCUAUUCGGUCACAGCCAUGGCUGCUGUGUCAGAUGAUCCUGGUCUGGCAGCAAUUCCACUGGGGUUACUGUUGCCAGAAGUCCAGACUUCCAACCCCUGGUCCUUCUGCAGGAUAUCCACACCCAGCUCCCACUCAUGCUAAGAGGAUCCUCCCGAGGCUGCACUGUGAAGAACCACACCCACCCUAGGUGCCCUAGGAGGACCAGAAACAUGGCUGUGGUGUUCUCCUCUUCGUUUUGCUGACAGGCUGAAGUGAAGCUGCCAUCUUGGUCCACCUUGGAUCCUUUUCCAACUCUGGAAGGCAGGGCAGGCGAACUACAGCAAACUACUAGAGAAGCAGCAUAGCGAGCACAGGCCUGGGAGUCAGAAGGA